AUGAUCUGCAUCUCCUCGGGCGGGAACGCGCCCUUCAGCACCGGGUCCGGCAGCUCCGCCACAACCAGCCUGCUGUCCCACAACCAGCUCCCGGGCACGCCGAUGCCAGAGGCCAUCGCAGACCUUGUGCGGAAAGGCAUCGAUGAUGCGCCUCGAGUGAGGCGCUACCCUGCAUUCCCCAGCAUCAGUUUGUGCGGUGCUUGGACCGGCAUGUGCACGGCGAGCUUGGCGGCACCGACGGGCAUCUUCUUCUACGAGGCACAGCUGCGUCCGGGCAGCACCAUGACUAUGUCCUUCCCUGCAGAAGCUGAGCCACCCAUCCUCCCACACGACCUCGCCGAGAAGGUCCCCUUCGCAAACCUAAGCGCCGUCCUCACCACCUUCAACAUCCCAACAGGCUCCGCCGAGGCAUCCCACGUGGCGAAAACACUGAGCCUGUGCCAGUCGCUGCCGCACGCCGGCGAGAUCAGGGUCUGCACCACGUCGCUGGAGAGCACCGUGCGGAGCGCCAUGAACAUGCUAAUUGGUCGCUCCACCGGUGGUGACCACGGUAUGUGGACGGCCACGUCGGUGCUCCCGGCAGGCGGCGGCCUGCCACGUCAGCUGUACGAGGUCCAGGCGGUCACCAAGCUCCAUGGUGACUACUUCGUCGGCUGCCACAAGAUGCCAUUCCCCUACCGCGUCUACCAGUGUCACAUGACGGCCGGGCUGACGGACAAGGGCUACGUGGUCUCUCUCCAGGGACUCGUCGGCGGGAGCCCGACAGCCAAGUUGUUAGCAUUCUGCCACUUUGACACGUCCAAGUGGAGCCCGGCUCAUCCAUCGUUCCAGGUGCUAGGUACACACCCUGGAACGCCGGUGUGCCACUUCAUGCCGUACGCCAAUCCGGUGUUUGGCAUUGGCAAGAAGGCGACCAAACCGUAG
This is a messenger RNA of Triticum aestivum (bread wheat), 924 nucleotides long. Its product is annotated as protein RAFTIN 1A-like. The record is from RefSeq and is a predicted model, not a curated record. NCBI's taxonomy places the organism in Eukaryota, Viridiplantae, Streptophyta, Magnoliopsida, Poales, Poaceae. The transcript is spliced from 2 exons. Bases 1 to 924 code for a protein of 307 amino acids.